AUGGACAAUAAACAUGAGCAGCUGGUUUUUAAUAUCUUUGUUGAUGCAGGAGGAGAUCCUAAGGAGUUGAUGGCGUAUAUGGUUAAGAAUCCAGGUCUCAUUCCUAGAGACGUUCGUGAAAUUCCAAAAAAGAAACAAUUGAUGCGCUCAAUUUUGUGGUCGUCGUGGCCAGCGUGCUUUUAUGUUGGAUUUGGGUCAAUUGUUGUUGAUGAUAUUGAUUCCAUUUAUGAGAAGAUCUUCGAGGGUUUGAAACAAACAGGUACUCGCGCCCUCAUCAAUAAAGGAUGGAGUUCUGAUAAAAGCAAAACGAAUUCAAUCUCUCAUCCUAAUUUUUUCGUCGUUGAUAAUGUUCCACAUGAUUGGUUAUUCCUUCGGUGCAGCACUGUUUGCCAUCACGGAGGUGAGAUCAUGCCGUGA
Condylostylus longicornis is the source of this 417-nucleotide messenger RNA. RefSeq lists its product as uncharacterized. NCBI's taxonomy places the organism in Eukaryota, Metazoa, Arthropoda, Insecta, Diptera, Dolichopodidae. The record is from RefSeq and is a predicted model, not a curated record. The transcript has 2 exons. Bases 1 to 417 code for a protein of 138 amino acids.